UGCAGCUACUACAACUUUUGCUGAAACUACCAACUGAACAAAUAAUCUACCUGUGACUUCUGGAAGCGCCAUAAAACCUGACAAAAUGAAUUCCACUAGAUGAUGCAACUGACGCUGUGUUUUAAAACAAAACUAUGCAGAACCUUCUAAUCAGACAUACACUUCCCCUCCUUCCUUCCUCCAAGACAACAGUAAAGCAAAGCUUUUGAAGAAAAUGCUCCCUUACUAACCAGAAAGUAAAAGUAGUAAAAUAUAUGUAAAGAUAAUCACUGCAGUGAAUAUAUAUACACUGGGAAUUCUUUCAUGAUGAAAGCACUCAACUUACUGAAUAUUUCCUUCAUGGAAGAGAAUAAGCAAAAUGUGACUGGAAAAAUCUUGUCAGACAUGCCAAAUACUACAGAAUGUGCCAUGGCAGAAGAAUCACUUUCUUUGGCCCUGCUAUUUUCUUAUUCUAUCAUUUUUGUCAUCGGACUGCUUGGCAAUGUUACUGCACUGUACGCUUUCCUGUGCAUUCACUGUAAAAAGAACUCUAUCCAGAUUUAUUUAUUUAAUGUUGCAAUUGCAGACCUCCUGCUAAUUUUUUGCCUUCCUUUCAGAAUAGUUUAUCACGUAAUGCAAAACAAAUGGGUGUUAGGCUUGACUUUUUGCAAAAUUAUAGGGAAUCUGUUUUAUAUGAACAUGUAUCUCAGCAUAGUACUACUAGGGUUGAUUAGUCUGGACCGUUAUAUAAAAAUCAACAGAUCUAUACAGCGCCCUAAAGUGAUAACAACUAAGCAAAGCAUACAUAUUUGUUGUACAUUAUGGAUAGUUGCAAUAGUGGGAUUUAUAGUAAUGGUUGUGCAGUCUAAUAGAAAGGAAGAUAAAAAUUCUGCAAUGUGUUUUCAUUACAGAGAAAAGCAAAAUGCAAAAACAGAAGCAGGUUUGAAUUAUAUCCUUGUGAUAAUAUUUUGGAUUGUUUUCAUUCUACUGAUUCUUUCAUAUAUUAAAACCGGAAACAACCUUCUGAAAAUGUCUAAGAGGAGAAAAAGUUUUCCAAAUAAUGGAAAGUAUAUUGCUAUUGCAAGGAACUCUUUUAUAGUGCUUAUCAUUUUCACAUUAUGUUUUGUUCCUUAUCAUAUUUUCCGAUUUAUUUACAUUACUUCACAGCUACAAAAUACCUCCUGCCAUUGGAAGGAAAUUAUUCACAAAUGCAAUGAGAUUAUGCUAGUCUUCUCAUCCUUCAACAGUUGUUUAGAUCCAGUUAUGUAUUUCUUAAUGUCCAGAGGAAUUCGUAAAACUGUACUUCAACUGAUUUGCAAGCGACUUCAUUUGGAUUCUACUAUCAAUGAGAAUACUUCAGAAAUAAAACAAGGAUAUUCUCUUCAGGAUAAUCUGGAAAACUCAACCCAUCUUUCCAGAGUGUAUUUAAGGAAUGUGAAAUGAACUAUUAACAUCACAGACCUACAUGUCUGUGAAAGCAAGUUCCAUCGUAUUCAACAGGACAUAAGUAGAAAAAGGAUUGCAUUUCAAAUGAUUGUCUCAUCUCUGACCAGGCAGGAAACAAUUGCUGUUAUCUAUCCUUCCAAAAAAUCUUGCUUUAAUUUUACUCCUGCAGUCAUAUAACAAAUGGAAAUUACAGUACUUUGAAAAGAGGAAUGCACAGAUAUAAAUUAUAAUCAUAUAUGUUCAAAAGAAAUUAACUCUUACUUAUGUAAUAACACUUGCUGGUAUUUUUCCACAAUAACAUUUCACAUUACUGAAUUUUAUACUACAUGUUUACUUUAAUAAAAAUGAUUUUUAUCCAUAGAAUUCAAAUAUUUUCGUUCAUAUUCAAUUCUUGAAAAAACACCCAGUUUAUGAAUGUGGGAUAUUGGGCUUCUGUACCCACAAUUCAAAAAGCCAGAAAAUAGCCUGAUAUUGCUGCACAAUUUCACACCCAUAUUGCCAGUGGGGAAAAGGAUGUCAGACUUUAUAUACCAAAGGGCAGGCUGUCUGUUGACACCAAUAGCAGCAGUCAACAGGGUCUGCUAGAGCAGUGGCCCUCAACCUUCUCCCAACCACGGAACGGUUG
Molecule: messenger RNA, 2050 nt
Organism: Pogona vitticeps (central bearded dragon)
Lineage: Eukaryota; Metazoa; Chordata; Lepidosauria; Squamata; Agamidae
Source: RefSeq, a predicted model, not a curated record